Alternaria arborescens is the source of this 4827-nucleotide messenger RNA. RefSeq lists its product as uncharacterized. Bases 1 to 4827 code for a protein of 1608 amino acids. The transcript is spliced from 5 exons. Gene Ontology annotation, biological process: regulation of ARF protein signal transduction. The record is from RefSeq and is a predicted model, not a curated record. Gene Ontology annotation, molecular function: guanyl-nucleotide exchange factor activity. Lineage: Eukaryota; Fungi; Ascomycota; Dothideomycetes; Pleosporales; Pleosporaceae.
AUGUCGAGCACAGAUGGCGACGACCACGUCGCGUCCACACUUCGAGAGACAAUUGUGGACCUGGAUCCACGGCCCAUUACCGUCGCAGUCAACCCAGUAGCUCUGGUGGUCACAGAAUGCAUUACCGUCACGUCGGCGAUGCGAAAGCAUGCCCGCUGGGCGCACUCUUCAGUCGCAGCUAUACUGGGCAGCUCCUCGAACAAGACGCCAGCCGUCCAACGACGCGACCGCACAGGACAAGGCAUCAUAAGCGCAGGAGAGCAAGAGGAAGCCGUACCGAGCAGAUGGGGCCUACGCGGGAAGAAGGGCAAGAGCAUGCAGGACAACCCCCUCAUGUCUGCAUUUGCGCGCCUGAGGAAUGAUCUGAAGGGCUGCAAAGAUAUCCGGACCUUCGAUACCCCCUCUAUGCUCCAUCCCUUUCUGCAGGUCAUCCGGUCUUCAUCCACCUCCGCGCCCAUAACCUCGCUUGCCCUCAUUGCGAUCACCAAGUUCCUGUCGUACGGCAUAAUUGGCCAUGACUCUCCACGUCUACCAGAAGCUAUGCAACAGCUCUCCUCUGCCAUCACCCACUGCCGAUUCGAGGCCAGCGAUUCGGCCGCCGACGAGAUUGUGCUCCUUCGCAUACUCAGGCUUAUGGAGGUCAUGAUAUCAGGUCGAGGCGGAGAAGUACUGGGCGACGAAAGUGUGUGCGAGAUGAUGGAGACAGGCUUGAGCAUGUGCUGCCAAGCGAGACUAUCGGAGCUGCUGCGACGCUCGGCGGAGAUUGCCAUGGUCUCCAUGUGUCAAGUCAUAUUUCGGAGACUGAAAACGCUGGAGAUCGAAUCGCCAGAUGAACUUGACGCCAUGGACGAGGAGCUGGAAGGACAGGACGACCAAGAGGGCCUGAGAAUGGAUCCAACAGCAAAUGGCGAGGGAGACUCUGCACAGCACAAGGUUGAAGCUCUCCAGCAGCCAAUUGACCCAGAAAAAGGCCAUGAGGACAAUGACAGUGCCGGAAACCCAGCGAGCAGUACCCUAGAUCUCCCAGCAACGGCCGAGGAUGGCCAGCCGCAAGCCCCCCUCGAGAUCAAGCCUUAUUCGUUGCCUUCCAUAAGAGAGCUUUUCAGAGUUCUGGUCGAUCUAUUGGAUCCGCAUGAUCGUCAACACACUGACACGAUGCGUGUCAUGGCGUUGCGCAUCGUGGACGUCGCUCUCGAAGUCGCUGGACCGUCGAUAGCGAGUCAUCCCAGUCUGGCGAAUCUGGCCAAGGACACGUUGUGCAGGCACAUUUUUCAGCUCGUCAGGUCAGACAACAUGGCCAUAUUGAACGAAUCUUUGAGAGUCGCAGGUACGUUGCUGGCGACAUGCAGAAACGUCCUCAAGCUGCAGCAAGAGCUCUACCUCUCAUACCUGGUCGCUUGUCUUUUUCCACGGGUGGAGAUACCAGUCGAGCCUGGCAUUGAGCCUUCGUUAUAUGAAGGUGUCCCGCAUGCGCCCAGCCUCAUCAAGCAGCCACCACAGCAGAAUAGCAGCUCUAGUGGCCGUUCAACUCCAGUACCUGUCAAAGAUCGUCAGAAGCUAGGACUAGAAGGAGGUGCACGAAAGCCAGAUGCCCGAGAAGCCAUGAUAGAAAACCUAGGUGGCUUGGUCCGGAUUCCUUCCUACAUGGCUGAACUCUUCGUCAACUAUGACUGUGAAAUUGACCGUGGGGACGUCUGUAUGGACAUAGUUGGACUCCUCUCAAGAAACGCUUUUCCAGACUCCGCGACAUGGAGCACCGUUAAUGUACCUCCGCUAUGUCUGGACGCUCUUCUCGGUUUUGUGCAGUCGAUGGCAGAUCGCCUGGACGAUGAGCCGGUAACAGAAGGCUAUCCUAGUGCCGAGUCGCUGCGCAAGCAGCGAGCACUUAAGGCUGUCAUCAUCCGUGGUGCAACCAAAUUUAAUGAGAAGCCCAAGGCUGGCAUCGCCUAUCUUGCAUCUCAAGGCAUCAUUCGAGACCCUGACGAUCCUCAAUGUAUCGCUGAGUUCGUCAAGGGUACUACAAGAGUUGACAAGAAGGUACUGGGAGAGUUUAUAUCCAAGAAAGGGAACGAGGCGGUAUUGAGUGCUUUCAUCGAUUUGUUCGAUUUCACAGGACAGCGAAUUGAUGAGGCUCUUCGACAGCUCCUACACGCGUUCCGUCUCCCUGGUGAAUCAGCCUUGAUCGAGCGAAUUCUGUCCGAGUUCUCCGAGAAAUAUUUCAAAAUGGCGAAGCCAGAAGGCAUUGCCAACCACGAUGCUAUUUACAUCCUCACCUACGCUGUCAUCAUGUUGAACACUGAUCAGCAUAAUCCCAACAUGAAGCAAAAGCGAAUGCAGUUUGAAGACUUCCGAAAGAACGUCCGCGGCGUCAACGACGGCAAGGACUUUGACCCUGAGUUCUUGCAGGGAAUCUAUGAAUCCAUCAAGAACCGGGAGAUCAUAUUACCGGAAGAGCAUAGUGACCGAAAUGCAUAUGACCACGCGUGGAAGGAGUUAUUGGUCAAGUGUCAGUCGACCUCGGAUAUCGUCAUCUGCGAUACCAACAUUUUCGACGCGGACAUGUUUGCUGCAACAUGGAAGCCAAUCAUCGCGACACUGUCUUACGUCUUCAUGUCCGCCACUGACGAUGCUGUCUUCUCACGCGUUGUUCAGGGCUUCGACCAGUGCGCGCAGAUUGCUGCCAAGUACGAACUGACUGAUGCUCUCGACCGUAUCAUUUCGUGUUUGUCAUACAUCAGCACACUCGCUCCCGAUGUCCCACCAAGCACUUCACUCAAUACGGAAGUCCAAGCCGAUAAAAAGAGCGUCAUGGUUAGCGAGACUGCUGUGCGAUUCGGCCGUGACGGCAGGGCGCAACUGGCAACGGUGGUUUUGUUUCAGGUCAUUAAGGGUAAUGAGGCAUCGAUAAGAGAUGGAUGGCAACAUCUCAUUCGCAUCAUGGUGAAUCUAUUCGUCAACUCGCUGAUACCCCCAUACUUCCUCUCCUUUCAGAAGACGCUUGCUCUAGCACCGAUACCACUCCAGAAUCCUGCGCAAGUGAUUGACCGCGCAGAGCGUCCGGCGGAUACUGGCAUCUUCUCGGCACUGACAUCCUACGUCUCGAGCUUCGCCAACGACGAGCCUCCGGAGCCAUCAGACCAAGAGAUCGAAUACACACUGUGCACCGUGGAUACUGUCAAGGAGUGUCAUUUUGAAGAUAUUCUUGCAAACAUCAGCCAACUACCUGUGGAGUCUCUGCGAUCGCUUCUGGCCUCACUACUUGAGCAUCUCCCCGAAGAUGGCUCGCCCAGGGUUAUCGUUGUGAAGCCUGAGAUACCUGGCGCAAGUCCACGGACGACUGGCCCGAAGCAGAAGGGUAAAGGCCCGCUCUACGACCCAAGCCUUGUCUUUGUGCUCGAACUAGCCACCGUUCUAGCUCUCAGAGACGAAGAGACGGUCAGGGAGCUCGCCAAGGAUGUGACAGAUGCUUUGACGUCUGUCAUUCGAGACGCUCCUAAACACCAUUAUGUGGUCAUUGCGCGAUCGGUGUACUAUCUGCUAAGCCUUUUGAAAGCUAGCAAUGACUACGAUUUCAUCCGUGCCCCAGUUCUCAUGCACACAUUCUCAAGCUUCAACGAUGCUCUCCUGCAUGAGUGCGCUCAGCCAAUCUUGAAGGGACUGACAGACUGCUGCAAAGGCCCCAAUGCCCUUCGUAGUGAACUUGCAGGCUCACCAGACUUCUGGACCAUUCUCAACAGGCUUGCAAGCGUGCCUGAUGCUGCUGGGGACGUUUUCCAGCUUGUCGAAGAUCUUACCACUUCGCCUCAACCCGGCAUCACUGCUGACAAUUACGAAGCUGCGAUUGCGCUUCUCAACGAGUUCGCAACUGCAGCCCAAGUAGGUGCUCGAGAAGAGCAGCUACAUGACCAGGCUGCACGACGCAACAAGGGACAGAAGCCCAAGAAGCUUGAGAAUAGUGAGAUAGUUGUACGCGGCAGCACCGCUAUGAGCAUCGUCUUCCAGCUUUCCAGCAGAGUGCCGAAUUUCAUCGAGCAGUCUCACCUCGAAACGACUGAAGCAUGGACGGCCUACUGGUCACCCAUCCUCAAGACCCUCGCGCAUCAAUGUCUCAACCCUUGCCGAUCGUUGCGCCAACAAGCCUUCUCUUCACUCCAACGCACACUUCUUUCCAACGAUCUCGCUUCCCCCGAACAUCGAGAAUGGACCGCGAUCUUCAGCGAGGUCUUGAUCCCACUCAUCACCCAGCUUCUUAAACCAGAAGUCUAUCAGUCUGAUCCACUAGGUAUGAGCGAAACUCGGGUCCGAGCCGCUACGCUGCUGAGCAAGGUAUUCCUCCAUUACCUGGUGCUGCUUGAUGGUUUGUCUGGUGAAGGAAAGGAGGACGGAGAGAAGAGCCUGUCUUUCGAAGAGUUAUGGAUUACGAUUGUGGGAAUAAUGGACCGCCUGGGCAACAGCGGACAGGGCGACAUGGAAGAAGCUGUCGCCGAGAAUCUUAAGAACAUGCUUCUGGUACUCAGCAAUGGCGGGUACCUUGCGCCACCCGACGAAAACCCUGAACGAGAGGACCUCUGGCAUGAGACCUGGAAGCGCAUCAAUCGCUUCCAACCCAGCCUUUUCGCUGAGUUGUUCCCCGAUGAAGCUGGGAAGCGUGCAAGACAGCGACCUAGCAAGGAUGAAAGAGCGCCAAAGAGUGAGCCUGUCAUCGAUGGUAGGGAGAUGGAUGUUGCCGAGAGGAAAAAGGGCGGCAGCAGUAGUAAUGAAGACACGGUGGAUGGUAGUGACGAGGACGAGGAAGACCAGGAGAAGGUCACAGAGAAGGAAGGCUAG